UCCGCCGCAGUCCAUCACCGGGAAACAAUGAACAUACUCCGACGAAUCCCAUCGAAUCUCUUCACAAACAGACACUACUACACAAACCGAGUAAAAAAAACAACCCUCUACUCCAAAAUCAGCCCUUUAGGAAACCCAAAAUCAAGCAUCUACCCAGAACUCCAAAACUGGGUCCACUCCGGCAACAAAGUCUCCGUCGCCGAGCUCAUCCGCAUCGUCCACGACCUCCGCAGACGCAAACGCUUCCUCCACGCCCUCGAGGUCUCCAAAUGGAUGAACGAGACAGGCGUAUGCAUCUUCUCCCCGACAGAACACGCCGUCCACCUCGACCUCAUAGGCAGAGUCCACGGCUUCGUCUCCGCCGAAACCUACUUCGAAACCCUCAAGGAGCAUCACAGGAACGACAAGACUCACGGAGCGCUUCUCAACUGUUACGUUAGGCAACAGGAAGUUGAGAAAGCUUUGUCUCAUUUCGAGAAGAUGAGGGAGUUGGGUUACGCUUCUUCGUCGCUUACUUACAAUAACAUCAUGUGUCUUUACACUAACAUUGGUCAGCACGAGAAGGUUCCUUGUGUGUUGGAGCAGAUGAAGGAAGAGAAUGUUGUUCCUGAUAAUUAUAGUGUUAGGCUUUGUAUUAAUGCCUUUGGUGUUAUGAAUGAUCUUGAGAGGAUUAGUGAGAUCUUAAGGGAAGAGGAUGUUGUUAGAAUGGAUUGGAAUACUUACGCUGUUGCUGCGAAGUUUUAUAUCGAUGGUGGGGGCCGUGAUAAGGCUAUUGAGCUUCUGAAGAUGUCUGAAGAUAGGUUGGAGGGUAAAGAUGGUGAAGGGUAUAAUCAUCUUAUUACGUUAUACGCUAGGUUAGGUGAUAAGGGAGAGGUGUUGAGGCUAUGGGGUUUGGAGAAAGAUGUUUGUAAGAGACGGAUUAAUCAGGACUAUCUUACUGUGUUGCAGUCACUUGUGAAGAUUGAUGGUUUGAGAGAAGCUGAGGAAGUGGUUAAGGAAUGGGAAUCAUCGUCAGGGAACUGUUACGAUUUUCGGGUUCCGAACGUCGUGAUUCGUGGGUAUGUUGGGAAAGGGAUGGUGGAGAAGGGAGAAGCGAUGCUUGAAGAUUUGGCGAGGAGAGGGAAAGGCACUACGGCAGAUUCUUGGGGGCUUGUGGCCGCUGCUUAUGUUGAAAAAGGUGGUUUGGAUAGUGCUUACAAGUGUUUGAAAACGGGGUUAGAUGUAGAAGUGGGGAAGAGGAAAUGGAGACCGGGUUUGAAGGUGGUGACAAGUGUUUUGAGUUGGCUUGGGGAUGAAGGGAGGUUGAGUGAAGUAGAAAGCUUUGUUGCUUCUCUUAGGAACUGUACGGGUGUGAACAGAGAGAUGUAUCAUGCUCUUGUUAAGGCUGAUAUAAGAGAAGGUGGAAGCAACGUUGACACUCUGUUGCAGCGUAUGAAAGAGGACAGGAUUGAGACUGAUGAUGAAACCAUGGCUAUUCUCAGCACAAGAAGUCACUGCUGAGGUUUUGUUCUUCUUCCUUACCAUGCGUUUUGACAUGAUCUCAAGAGAUGAGUUUUGCUUCAACUACGUCAUAGUUGAUACCACAAGCACCAGAAUCUUUAUGUUUGUUAAGAAUCCUCUGUGCUUGUUCUUUUUUUUUUGUCAACCCCUCUGUGCUUGUUCAAAGUGCCACUUUUUAUUGAACUAACAGAAGGGAGAAUUAGAACACUAUUUGGAUGCAUUUUUAUUGAAGUUGAUAUCCACUCCCUAACAAUUUUAUGUCUGAGAGGAUGCCAUGGAGCUCAGAGAUACUUUCUUCAUGGUUUAUAGCUCUUA
This is a messenger RNA of Eruca vesicaria subsp. sativa (arugula), 1815 nucleotides long. The record is from the annotation of a GenBank genome assembly. NCBI's taxonomy places the organism in Eukaryota, Viridiplantae, Streptophyta, Magnoliopsida, Brassicales, Brassicaceae.